Molecule: messenger RNA, 2617 nt
Organism: Antrostomus carolinensis (chuck-will's-widow)
Lineage: Eukaryota; Metazoa; Chordata; Aves; Caprimulgiformes; Caprimulgidae
Gene: XPR1
Product: xenotropic and polytropic retrovirus receptor 1
Exons: 14
Coding region: 9-2006 (665 amino acids)
Biological process (GO): phosphate ion transport; cellular response to phosphate starvation
Cellular component (GO): Golgi apparatus; cytoplasm; plasma membrane
Molecular function (GO): phosphate transmembrane transporter activity; inositol hexakisphosphate binding
Source: RefSeq, a predicted model, not a curated record
UGAAAGAGAUGCUAUAUGCAGCUGUGGACCAGGCCCCUUCUAUAGAAGACACAGAUGAGGACACGGUGAAAAGGUGUUUUGCCACGUUUGAAGAGAAGUUCUUCCAAACCUGUGAGAAAGAACUUGCCAAAAUCAACAUUUUCUAUUCAGAAAAGCUUGCAGAAGCUCAGCGCAGGUUUACCACUCUGCGGACUGAGUUACAGUCAACUUUGGAUGCACAGAAAGAAGCCAGCGGGGCUUCCACGCUGCAGCGGCGCAGAAAGCCCGUCUUCCACCUGUCCCACGAAGAGCGUGUCCAGCACAGGAAUAUCAAAGACCUGAAAUUGGCCUUCAGCGAGCUCUACCUCAGCCUCAUCUUAUUGCAGAACUAUCAGAACCUGAACUUCACCGGCUUCCGCAAGAUCUUAAAGAAGCAUGACAAGAACCUGGAGACAACGCGGGGGGCAGAAUGGAGGGUGGCUGAGGUGGAGGUGGCACCUUUCUACACCUGCAAGAAGAUCAACCAGCUUAUCUCCGAAACAGAGGAAGUGGUGACCAAUGAGUUAGAAGAUGGAGACAGACAGAAGGCUAUGAAACGUUUGCGUGUUCCACCCUUAGGAGCAGCUCAGCCUGUACCAGCCUGGACUACCUUCAGGGUUGGAUUGUUCUGUGGAUUGUUCAUUGCACUGAACAUCACUGUCAUACUUUCAGGUGUGGCUUUUAUAGAAGGACCAAAUGUGUGGCCACUGGUGAGAAUCUAUCGAGGUGGCUUUCUGCUGAUAGAAUUCCUCUUUCUCCUGGGUAUCAACACGUAUGGCUGGAGACAGGCUGGAGUGAAUCACGUCCUCAUCUUCGAACUCAAUCCCCGCAGCAACUUGUCCCAUCAACAUCUCUUUGAGAUUGCUGGCUUCCUGGGGGUUUUGUGGUGCCUGAGCCUGCUGGCAUGUAUAUAUGGUAAAUUCACCUACAUCCCUAUGCAGGUGAAUCCACUCAUCUUGUACGGCUUCAUGUUGCUUUUUCUCAUCAACCCUACCAAAACCUUAUAUUACAAGUCCCGUUUUUGGCUGCUCAAACUAUUGUUUCGAGUGUUCACUGCUCCCUUCCACAAGGUAGGCUUCGCAGAUUUCUGGCUGGCUGAUCAGCUCAACAGCCUGGUUGUGAUACUCAUGGAUCUGGAAUACAUGAUCUGCUUCUACAGCUUUGAGGUUCAGUGGGAGGACAAUGCUGGACUUCUGGCAAAUACAGAUAAUCAGAUUUGUUACAGCUACUCCUACGGAGUGAGAGCAGUUGUCCAGUGCAUCCCUGCUUGGUUGCGAUUCAUCCAGUGCCUGCGCCGUUACCGUGAUAACAAACGGGCCUUUCAUCUGGUUAAUGCUGGAAAAUAUUCCACCACCUUCUUCGUGGUGACAUUUGCAGCCCUCUACAGCACUCACAAAGCUAAAAACCACAGUGACACCCAAGUGUUCUUCUACCUGUGGAUUAUCUUCUAUUUCAUCAGCUCUUGCUAUACCCUUAUUUGGGACCUGAAGAUGGAUUGGGGUCUCUUUGACAAAAAUGCUGGUGAAAAUACCUUUCUUCGAGAAGGAAUCGUCUACCCACAGAAAGCAUACUAUUAUUGUGCCAUUGUAGAAGACGUGAUCCUGCGUUUCGCGUGGACCAUCCAGAUCUCCCUCACUUCCAUGCAAAUCUUCCCGUACGCUGGGGACAUCAUUUCUACUGUAUUUGCCCCACUUGAAGUAUUCCGGCGGUUUGUGUGGAACUUCUUCCGUCUGGAGAACGAGCACCUGAACAACUGUGGUGAGUUCCGUGCCGUGAGGGACAUCUCGGUGGCACCGCUCAACGCCGAUGACCUGACGCUCUUGGAUCAGAUGAUGGACCAGGAAGAUGGCGUACGGAACCGCCGCAAGAACAAACAGUGGAAGCGCAGCCAGAGCGUGUCCUUGCGCAGACCUCGUCUUGCUUCACAGUCCAAGGCUUCUGACACUAAGGUAUUAAUAGAGGACCUAGCGAAUGAAGUGAACACAUGAGAUGGCCACGGUCUCUUAUUCCACAUCCUUUGUUUUCUCAUUCUGUUCCCCUCUUCCCUAAGUAACCCAAUCUCUGGUACAGUUCCAGCUGAAAACAGGAGAAAACACUGAACACGUUUUCCGAGCUCUUCCAGACCAGAUCCUAUGGACUCUCCAACAAGCUCACUGUGUUUUCGUUUCUUUUCUUCUGGGUUAAUUUUAAAUGCUCUAUUUAAAAAAAAAAAAAAAAAAAAAAAAAAAAAAAAAAAAAGAAAGAAAGAAAUAAAAUAUUUUACUUUGUUUUGCCAAUAAAGAGGACAGUUCAGGAAAGAAGGAUUGUUUACAGUCUCAACAAGGACAUACAAACCUCUCUGGAUAACGAAGCAUCAUAGGGACUCCCUCAUGGGACAGUGCCGAGAGCACACUCGGUUUCUGCUUGGCCCGGUUUUGACUGGUUGAAACCGGACUUAAGUUUUUAAAUCUGAUUUUUUUUUUGUUUGUUUUGUUUUGUUUUGGGUUUUUUUUUCUUCAUAACCAGCGCUGAGGCACUGGCUGCACUUGCAGGGAAAGUGCACUUAGAGCAGUAUCUUCAUUCAUGAAGCUACUUUUUAAUUUGAUGUAACUUUUCUUAU